Molecule: messenger RNA, 1359 nt
Organism: Poecilia latipinna (sailfin molly)
Lineage: Eukaryota; Metazoa; Chordata; Actinopteri; Cyprinodontiformes; Poeciliidae
Product: acidic leucine-rich nuclear phosphoprotein 32 family member B-like
Exons: 7
Coding region: 120-869 (249 amino acids)
Biological process (GO): regulation of apoptotic process
Cellular component (GO): nucleus
Molecular function (GO): histone binding
Source: RefSeq, a predicted model, not a curated record
GCUGGAAGUUCUUUGUGCUAGCGGUAGCUAACUUCACUCUGUUUCCGCGUGUUGAUGCUGAAGAGAGGAUCGUGUAGAAACGAGUGUUUUGCAUCGCAGAGAGUCAGAAGUAGAGAAAAAUGGACAUGAAGAAGAGGGUUUCUUUAGAGUUGAGGCACCGGUCUCCAGCGGAGGUGCAGGAGCUGGUCCUGGACAACUGCCGCUCCAGUGAGGGAAAGAUCGAAGGAAUCACAGAGGAGUUCUCCAACCUGGAACUGCUCAGCCUGAUCAACGUCGGACUGACCAGCGUAGCGGACAUCCCCAAACUGGACAAGCUCAAAAAGCUGGAGCUGAGUGAUAACAGGAUAUCAGGCGGUCUGGAGGUUCUGGCAGAGCGGCUUGUCAAUCUGACACACCUCAACUUGAGCGGGAACAAGUUCAAAGACAUCAGCACGCUGGAGCCGCUGAAGAAACUUCCUCAGCUGAAGAGUUUGGACCUGUUCAACUGCGAGGUGACCAACCUGGGCGACUACCGGGACUCCAUCUUCUCGCUGCUGCCUCAGCUCACCUACCUGGACGGCUACGACGCCGACGACUGCGAGGCGUCCGACUCGGACGGCGAGGCCGACGCCGUCGAUGAUGAAGAAGGAGAGUCGGAGGAGUUCUGGGAGGAGGAAGAGGACGAUGAUGAAGAUGUGGUGGCGGAAGAGGACGAUGACGACAGCGGUGAUGAUGAGGACGGUGGGGUGAACGGAGAGGUGGACAGUGAGGAAGAUGACGAGGAUGAUGACGAGGAUGACGAGGAAGAUGAUGACGAGGAUUCGUCUCCGGUAAAGGGACAGAAGAGGAAGAGAGACCCGGAAGAUGAAGAUGAUGAAGAUGAUGAGUGAACCUCCCACUGUUUCCAUCAGCCAACACCAGCUCUGCUUCCACUCCCACUGGGCUGCAUCCCAUCCGUUAAUCCUCCAAAACCAAAAUAACUUUCUCCUCCGAGCUUCACGUUUAAAUUUUAUCAACAAUCCGCUCCUCAGAUUCUUCCUACGUUUUUUUGUAGAUUUCUUAUAAACUCAGGAAUAAAAUGUAAAAACUCAAAAGUUAGAAGACAUUUAUAAACAUUUUCUUUCCUCUUAAAAUAUGGGAUUUCCUCCCUUUUUUAUUUUUAUUUUGUCAUAUUUAUACAAUCGUCACUUUUUUCAGGAGCUGAAGGUGAAAAUUGACCAGAUUUAAUUUUUACCACUUUAGUUUCUUUCUCCAAAUACGUCCGACUAUAUUUUACCAAUAGCAACACAAAGAUCGUAGUAUCUUCACAGAAAACAUGAAAUCUGACAUUUUCCUCUUCAAAACAUCUGCAGUUAUAAAAUAAAGCCUCAGUUGAAUUAA